AUGGCAAAAGCUAUUUAUAGCUUGAAAAUAUAUUUAUUUCGUGAACAGUUACGAUUAACGCCCAAAGAAGAAAGUGCCUUAAGAAGUAUUUGCAUUUUUAUUGUACGGUUAUAUAUAAAAGUAUGGUUUAAUUCACCAUCUUCAAUCAAAGCUCCUUUACAAGACUUGACUUUUAUGAAAAAUCUUUUACAAUAUGCCUCUAUAGAUAAAGAUCUAUCUCAGAUAGCAGUUAAAAAGUUUUGUGGUCACUUAUGGUAUUUAUCGGCGGAAUUAUGCGCAUUUGAUUUUUUCGAUGAGGCUGUGCCACUGGAGACUAAAAGAAAAAUGAUUCAUGCUCUAAACAACGACGAAUGUUUAUCAGAAUUAAAUUCAAAUGCACAACGUUUAAUUAUAUUUGCAAAAAAUGCAAACGAGUUAUUAGAAAAGGAAAUUGAUGAUUUUAUAUGUGUCAAGACUAAAAAUCUUUUUAAACGAUUUGCUAUCAAUACCACUUUUUUGAAUGAAAACCCUUUAAUGUGGGCAAAUAAUGCAGAUUAUAAUACAGCUCUGUCAAUUUUAAAAAAUAUUGCAGUUAUAAAUGAUGUUGCAGAAAGAGGAGUAAAAAUUAUAGAAGAUUAUAACAACAAAAUAACCAAAGAUGAAUCUCAAAAACAAUAUCUACUACAAGUUGUUAGAGAUUAUAACAAAAAAUAUCCUGACCAUAGAAAAGAAACACUUACCCAAGUUACACAGUCAUAA
Messenger RNA from Macrosiphum euphorbiae (potato aphid), 738 nucleotides. The record is from the annotation of a GenBank genome assembly. NCBI's taxonomy places the organism in Eukaryota, Metazoa, Arthropoda, Insecta, Hemiptera, Aphididae.